AUGAUUGGGAAAUCGAAUGAUAAAAAAAUUCCUCUCGAAAAUUCGCCGAGAUUGCGCUCAAGUCAGUUGGCGCGAACUCUGAAGAAACAAGCGAUUGAAUUUUGCACGGAAACUGGACUUCAUGGGUAUAAGUACAUGGUCGAGGAGAAACGAUCGAAGACCGAAAGAAUUAUCUGGGGCAUAAUAGUAUUCAGCGCGUUGUCCUGCGCUGCAGUGCUGAUGCACACCGCCUGGGUGUACAACUCAUCCCGGGCGACGUUAACAGUCAUCGAAUCGACGCACAGAGGAAUCUGGAAUUAUCCCUUUCCAGCAAUAACUAUUUGCAAUCUCAAUCGAAUGUCAUUUAAUAAAACUAGGAAAUUCGUGAAAGGCCUGAAACUACCGAAAGCUUUGAGUCAAGAGUACGUCAUAAAUGAAAUGCGAUUGUUACUGGAACUGCUAGAUCCAGGGGUUUUCGGGGGGAAUUUAAAGUCGAAUUUCACAACUUUACAGGACAUUUUCGAUGAUAAUAAUUAUUCUAUUGCGGAUGUAGUCAGAGCGGUAUCGCAAAACUGCUCGGAGUUUAUUCUCCACUGCAAGUGGAAGGGGAUUCCCACCGCUUGCGAGAAAUUAUUCAGGGAGACUUUGUCUCGAGACGGUGUCUGCUGCAGUUUCAAUUACAUUUCAACGAGAGCGGAGAAGAAGAAAACAUUUCCGAAGAGAAUUACCGCGUGUGGAUAUCAAACUGGAUUGACUCUUCUCUUAAAUCCAGAGCCGACGGAUUAUUUUGCGACGAUACUAGGCGCUUAUGGAUCAAAGAUUCAAAUGCACUAUUCGUAUGACUACCCUGACUGGAACGCAGAGAGUAAGAUAAUAGCCUCUGGGUACCAAGUGUUCCUCAGUAUUUCUCCGGAGGAAACACACACAACUCAUGACGUCAGGAAGCUAGCACUCAGAACUAGGAAGUGCAUGUUCAGUGAUGAAGGGGAUGCCAAAUACAAUACCAUAGAGGGCCCAAGCAAUCUGACUUACGCCACAUACUCGUACACAAAUUGUAUUGCUGAGUGUCGAGCCACCAUCAUGAAAGCAUUAUGCAACUGUGUCCCAUAUUAUUACCCCCAAAAUGCAACGAGAGUUUGUGAUUUGAGAGACGUACGAUGUCUUAAUUAUAAUAAAGGCCGCUUUGAGACGUCCUUCCCAGGUACUCAGCUGUCCAGUAGUAUUAUAACUACGUCCCCAUACCUGAGUGACUCCAGUCGUCCUUGUGGCUGUCAACCCGACUGCCUUUUGUAUCGUUAUCCGGUCGAGGAAUCUUCCGGGGCCCUCGAUAGGUCCAACUCCUACAAUCAGCGGGACAUUUUUCACGAUUUGGAUAUUAAAAAUCAGAGCCUUGUGCACAUAUUCUUCAGCGAUUUAGUGUCGAUUCAGUACCGAAGGAAUAUCUCUUACGAUUGGCGCAAUUUAUUCGCUUCGUUCGGAGGACUCUUAGGGCUCUUCGCGGGCUUCAGUCUAAUGUCUGGAUUCGAAAUAAUAUAUUUCUUCAUUGUUCGCCUCAUCACAGACACCUACAUGCGGAACAAGCAACGAUUCUCCCAUUAAAUGCACUCAUUACCAUAUUCUCGGGGGCCGCUGCAUGCCAUAUUCUCAGUAGUUCCGGAGAUAUCGUCGGAUUCUGGGAUUCCCCGUAAUGAUUUGCAUUGUAGAAUCACCUUAAAUAUGCAUUAUGUAACAUUGAUGUAAAGACGAUAACACCAUUCAUUAUCACAGUAGAGAUGUAGUUACAAUUAUUAUUCCAGCAUUUAUAUUUGAGAGGUUGUGAAUAUGCUCAGAGGAUUAUUGUGAAUAAAAGAAUAGACAUGAUCAUGAAGAGA
Diachasma alloeum is the source of this 1850-nucleotide messenger RNA. RefSeq names its product sodium channel protein Nach. Gene Ontology annotation, cellular component: membrane. Gene Ontology annotation, molecular function: ligand-gated sodium channel activity. NCBI's taxonomy places the organism in Eukaryota, Metazoa, Arthropoda, Insecta, Hymenoptera, Braconidae. Gene Ontology annotation, biological process: sodium ion transmembrane transport. The transcript is spliced from 10 exons. Bases 1 to 1578 code for a protein of 525 amino acids. The record is from RefSeq and is a predicted model, not a curated record.